CUCUCGACCCGGACUCGGAGAGCAUCUUCAUCUCGAGAUGGCUUCGGGCGUGCCCCUCCCCAAGGAGACUUCCCUCGACAUCCUGAACAAGGCCAAUUGCGAAGCAUCGGUAAGCGGGCAGUCUUCGUGAGUCAGACGGCAUGUCAGCCAGUGUGUGGUCAUGUCAGGUGAUGCUUGUGCCGGCGGGUGAACCUAAGAGAGUUCGAGAGCGGCUGAAGAAGGAGGAGAAGAAGUACGAUAGAAAGGGCAUCGAAAUGGAGCUCACUGGGGAAGUCUGUGGCGUCGAGGUCGGCGCAAAGCCAGGGUUCAAGUGGGAGAGUGGGUAAGAACAAUGCGGAGACUAGGGCGGAAGACAUUUUUGAUGAUCGCCCUUCUCCCAUGCAAUGCAGUGAGGAGAAGGAGGAGGAGAUCGAUGUGGAGGUUGAGUAUGCGUAUUUCCGCCUGGCCAAGGAAUGGCACAAGCUCGAUCCUGGCAAGAAGAUGACCCUGCACACCAUCAGCCCCUGCUACAUCUCCAUCUUCAUCGACGGCAGCAAGCACAAGGCCAUGGACCGAAUGAUCCACCCUAACGAACUGCGGGAUGAGAACGGCAUUGUGCUUGUCAGGAGUAACCCUCCCUUCGUGUCCUACAACGAGUAUUUCCACCAAGAGAGAAACAUCGAGGCUACCGGCUUCCGGCUGCAUAUGUACAACCUCGGUAGUGGUACAAGUGACACCGUGCUUACGGCUGUGCAUGGCGUCGGUCCCGGUGCAAAGGCUUCUGUGGUCUUGAAAACGAAGACGCCGGCGCCCCGCAAGGAGGACGAGCCUGUGGACAAUUCGCAGCUCUGGAUGGACCACACAGAUCCCUUCUGCCCCGAAGAGACCUUCCGCCUUGUGUCUGCAGCCUUCCCUCAGUCAACCCUUCGAGUGCACAAGGAAAACAAGACGCUUCUACUGGAUACGCCGACGAUCACGACUCCUCAGGCGAGGGAGAAGGGCACGGCCAGCUUGGAGCACUGGAAAAUGACAGGGGCCGCCUUGAGCAAGCCACUUGAUUUGUGCCAGUCUUUCUCUGCAUGCUGCAAGCCCUCGGUGUCAAAGGACGACGAGAUCAACACGCAGAAGCACACCUCGGGGCGCAGGAUCAGUGCCACGUACGGCGUGGCGUCGACUCUGUCGUGUGAAGGCCUGCCGGAGCAUCUGAUGUGUGUGGUGAACGACACCGUCGUCAUGAAGAAGAUCGGAUGCUGUGACCGGACGCCUCACCUGUGGCAAGCUGGUGAACCAAUCGUAAUUAAAGGUACUCAUAGGCUGCAGAGGACGUGUGGUGCGUGCAUUUGAUAGUGUCUUGUUUCUGUCCUCAGGGCAAACGGUCCCUAUCGAUCGGAAAGGGGCGGCUCACGACGCAGACACGACAGCAAGCGAAGAGGUCAAGCAGGGAAUGAAUGCUUUGAAGUCCUCUUCAUGUCUCUUGUCUCUCGUUCCAGAACAAAACCAUCUUUGAAGCGUGUGCCGAGGGCUCCGAGGGCGACCUGAAGGCGUUGAUCAAAUUCAUCACCAAGAAAAGGCCCCAAGUGUCUCGAGGACGCUGACGACGACGGCUUCACGCCUCUGCACUACAGCGCCCAGAACGGCCAGGAGAUGUUGGUCAAGGAGAUUGUCGAGCGAGGAGGGAAGCACCUCAUUGAGAAACGGACGAAGGUUCAGGAAGAGCCCACUCCUACACAUCUUGCGGCGAAACGAGGGCAUGUGUCGGUGGUCAACCUGCUGCUGAAACUGGGAGGAGACCGUCUUCUCACCAUCCAAGACAAAGUAAGUGUCAUCUUCGUGCUUUCAAAUGACAGACUGGCAGACAGUUCAUGCAACUUUCGCGUGUCUGCUGUGUCUCUUGCGUGUAGUAUGGUCGCACGAUUGCCGGCGUCGCUGCGGAGGAGGGACAGCUGGCGGUGCUCAAGGCCAUCGUCGAGCGAAAAGGCGUCGACUUCAUCCUCUCACUCGAAUCCAACGUACACCUGUUUCGCACAAAUCAUGUCUCCUGCACAAAGGUCUUCGUAUUCUUUCAGGGUCGGACGGUUUUCCACGACGCUGCCUUUGGUGGCCAUGUGAGCGUGUUGCGGCAGCUAGUCGAGUGGAGCGGCAGCCCCCUGGCCCUCAAAAUUGGCAACCAACAUGGCCUCACUCCUUUGCACAUGGCUGCCAGCGGCAAUCGUGUGGAGGCGAUGGAGUAUCUGCUGAAGGAGGGAGGGGUGACCCUGCUUCAGAAGACCAACACGGUCGGCGGAGACACAGAAGAGAAGUGUUCUCUGUUGUCACUCUUUUCUCUUCAUUUCCGCUGCGUGCAGUUCCGCAACACCUCAAUGCAUCUAGCCUGCCUGCAAGGGCACAGGGAGGCCGCCAUCUGCAUGGUCAACAAGCAAGGAGGCCGCGAUCUUCUCAAGAAAACCAACAAACAUGUAAGGAAUGCACGCACAGAGUCAUGGCAAGCGAUCUCCCUCUCUCGCCGUCCCUGUGUGUUUGUGUGUGUAAAGGGGAAGACGCCGAUUGAUUUGGCAAAGUGGAGGGGCCAUGGGGAUUUAGCGACAGAGUUGGAGAGUAAGGGCUGAUGUGGGCGUGCGGGCAGACAACACGGUGGUCUGAUGUGGUCUCCUGAGUGCUACUUCACCUUAAGCCGUUAAAUGAGGUUGCG
Vitrella brassicaformis is the source of this 2668-nucleotide messenger RNA. The record is from the annotation of a GenBank genome assembly. NCBI's taxonomy places the organism in Eukaryota, Vitrellaceae.